CCCAUUCCCAGCGCAGGGAAGUCCCAGCUGCUCCAACCUUGCCCUGUGAACCCUCAGGGUGCAGCAGUGUUCUCACCAGGAGAGUGGAGCAGCUCUAGCACAGUAGGCCAAGUGCCACCAUCUGGAUGCCCAGAGGCUGCGGGAACCAAGGCGGGAUGUGAGGACUGCAAGUGUCUGGCUGGCCUGGCCUGGAUGCAAAGGAAUACGCUGGCAGCGCAGUGAGCAAGGCUGAUGGUGGAGUGGUUCAGGCCCCAUGUUGCUGCAGGCAGAGGGCGACCCUCUCCAGCCCUGCCUGUCAGGCUCACAGAGGCCUGAGGCCUAGGCCCAGAGGGAAACGUGUCAGCAGACAGAUGCUCCCCAGGCCGUGGGGUGUCCUGAGUGGACUGCUAGGAGGCUGUGCCAGAGGUGGAGGAUGCCGGCCAAGGGGCGCUACUUCCUCAAUGAGAGCGAGGAGGGCCCAGACCAGGAUGCGCUCUAUGAGAAGUACCGCCUCACCAGCCAGCACGGGCCGCUGCUGCUCACACUCCUGUUGGUGGCCAUCGCUGCCUGCACCGCCCUCCUCGUCAUCGCCUUCACCUCUGAGGACCCCUCUGGACUCCAGGCUGUCCUGGGGACAGUGUUCUUGACACUUGCUGUGUUUGUGGUUCUCUACGUGCUGGUGUAUGUUGAGUGCCUCGUCCGGCGGUGGCUCAGGGCCUCAGCCCUGCUCAUCUGGGUCUGCCUUUUGACACUGGGCUACAUGCUGGUGUUCGACUCGUGGAAGAAGAAAGCCUGUGCGUGGGAGCAGGUGCCCUUCUUCCUGUUCAUCGUCUUUGUGGUGUACACGCUGCUGCCCUUCAGCAUGCACGGAGCUGUGGUAGUAGGGGUCAUCUCCAGCACCUCCCACCUCCUGGUGCUUGGCGCUCUGAUGGGGGGCUUCUCAACGCCCAGCGUCCCGAUGGGGCUGCAGCUGCUGGCCAAUGCUAUCAUCUUCCUGUGUGGGAACCUCACCGGCGCCUUCCACAAGCACCAGAUGCAGGACGCCUCCCGUGACCUCUUCACCUACACUGUGAAGUGCAUUCAGAUCCGUCGAAAGCUUCGCAUUGAGAAGCGCCAGCAGGAGAACCUGCUGCUGUCAGUGCUGCCCGCCCACAUCUCCAUGGGCAUGAAGCUGGCCAUCAUCGAGCGGCUCAAGGAGCGUGGGGACCGCCGCUACAUGCCCGACAACAACUUCCACAGCCUCUACGUAAAGCGGCACCAGAACGUCAGCAUUCUCUACGCUGAUAUUGUGGGCUUCACGCAGCUGGCCAGCGACUGCUCUCCCAAAGAGUUGGUAGUGGUGCUGAAUGAGCUCUUCGGCAAGUUCGACCAGAUUGCCAAGGCCAAUGAGUGCAUGCGGAUCAAGAUCCUGGGGGACUGCUACUACUGCGUGUCAGGCCUGCCUGUGUCCCUGCCCACCCAUGCCAGGAACUGCGUGAAGAUGGGGCUGGACAUGUGUGAGGCCAUUAAGCAGGUGCGGGAAGCCACGGGUGUGGACAUCAGCAUGCGUGUGGGUAUACACUCGGGGAACGUGCUGUGUGGUGUCAUCGGGCUGCACAAGUGGCAGUAUGAUGUGUGGUCCCAUGACGUGUCCCUGGCCAACAGGAUGGAGGCGGCUGGAGUCCCUGGCCGUGUACACAUCACCGAGGCAACGCUGAACCACCUGGACAAGGCGUAUGAGGUGGAGGACGGGCAUGGGCAGCGGCGAGACCCCUACCUGAAAGAGAUGAAUAUCCGUACCUACCUGGUCAUUGAUCCCCGGAGCCAGCAGCCACCCCCGCCCAGCCAGCACCUCCCCAAGCCCAAGGGGGAUGCUGCCCUGAAGAUGCGGGCGUCUGUGCGCAUGACCCGCUACCUGGAGUCCUGGGGGGCUGCGCGGCCCUUUGCCCACCUCAGCCACCGUGAGAGCGUGAGCAGCAGUGAGACUGCUGUCCCCACCAGCCGGAGGCCGAAGGCCAUUCCCCUGAGGCGCCACCGGACUCCUGAUAGGGGACCCAUCUGUUUCUCCACUAUCCUGUGCAAGGCUUUGGGGCCUCCUGCAGGCCCCUGGGGACCCCACUUGGGGGAGUCAUCUUGUCCGCACCCCUGCCUCUGGGCAGGUGGAUGUGGCCCCUGGGUGGUGCAGUCGUGGAUGCCUGAUUCUAGAAGCGCAUCCCCCAAGGGGCGGUCGGAGGACGACUCAUAUGAUGAUGAGAUGCUCUCAGCCAUUGAGGGGCUCAGCUCCACGAGGCCCUGCUGCACCAAGUCCGAUGACUUCUACUCCUUUGGGUCCAUCUUCCUGGAGAAGGGCUUUGAGCGGGAGUACCGCCUGGCACCCAUCCCCCGGGCCCGCCGUUACUUCGCCUGCGCCAGCCUCGUUUUCGUCUGCAUCCUGCUCAUCCAUGUUCUGCUCAUGCCCAGGAUGGCGACUCUAGGUGUGUCCUUUGGGCUGGUGGCCUGUGUGCUGGUGCUGGUGCUAGGCCUGUGCUUCGCUGAUGAGUUUUUGAGCUGUUGCCCAGCCUGGGGGAUGCUCCAGGCCAUCUCCGAGAGGGUGGAGACACAGCCCCUGCUGCGGGUGUCCUUGGCCGUCCUGACCAUUGGCAGUCUGCUCACCAUUGCUAUCGUCAACCUGCCGCUGAUGCCGUUCCCACCACUGGGGCUGUCUCCCGGCAACAAGACGAGCCUGAGCGCUACGAACGGCUGGGACAGGAUGCUGUGCGACCUCCUCCAGUAUUAUACCUGCAGCUGCAUCCUGGCCUUCCUCGCCUGCUCUGUCUUCCUGCGGAUGAGCCUGGAGCCGAAGGUCGUGCUGUGGACAGUGGCCUUGGUGGCCUACCUGGUGCUCUUCACCAUGUCGCCAUGCUGCCAGUGGGACUGCUGCGUACACAGCUGGGGCAACCUCACCGAGAUCAACGGUACCCGCAGCUCCCCAUGCGGUUUAUGGAGGGACCUGAGGAUGAUGAUCAUUUUCUACCUGGUUCUGUUUUAUACCACCCUCCUCAUGCUCUCCAGACAGAUCGACUAUUACUGCCGCUUGGAUUGUCUGUGGAAGAAGAAGUUCAAGAAGGAACACGAGGAGUUCGAAACCAUGGAGAAUGUCAACCGCCUUCUUCUGGAGAAUGUCCUGCCAGCGCACGUAGCCGCCCACUUCAUUGGUGACAAGUUAAAUGAGGACUGGUACCAUCAGUCCUAUGACUGCGUGUGUGUCAUGUUUGCGUCUGUGCCGGACUUCAAAGUGUUCUACACGGAGUGCGACGUCAACAAGGAAGGGCUGGAGUGCCUGCGUCUGUUGAAUGAGAUCAUCGCCGACUUUGAUGAGCUGCUGCUAAAGCCCAAGUUCAGCAGCGUGGAGAAGAUCAAGACCAUCGGCAGCACAUAUAUGGCAGCUGCAGGGCUCAGUGUCCCCUCAGGGCAUGAGACUCAGGACCUGGAGCGGCAGCAUGCCCACAUUGGUAUCAUGGUGGAGUUCAGCAUCGCCCUGAUGAGCAAGCUGGAUGGCAUCAACAGGCACUCGUUCAACUCGUUCCGCCUCCGAGUCGGCAUAAACCACGGACCUGUGAUUGCUGGAGUGAUUGGAGCACGAAAACCUCAGUAUGACAUCUGGGGAAACACAGUCAACGUGGCCAGCCGCAUGGAGAGCACUGGAGAACUUGGGAAAAUCCAGGUUACUGAAGAGACAAGUACUGUCCUCCAGGGACUAGGUUAUUCUUGUGAAUGCCGUGGACUGAUCAAUGUCAAAGGCAAAGGCGAACUGAGGACUUACUUUGUCUGUACAGAUACUGCCAAGUUUCAAGGGUUGGGGCUGAACUGAGGGCUUCUGGUAGCUGCAGAACAUGCUGGAAGCUGACCUCCCCCGAGUAGGCAGAGGGCAAGACUCAGCCCCAUGCGAGUAUGAAGGCGCCCUGACGGUUUGGCAUCACCACCCCGACGGAGGGCUGGAUUCAACACUGGAGGUGUGCUGGCAUGUACACCAGACUCCGGUUCGAGGUGACCAGUGAGCCUGCCUUGCACAGGCAGCCAGAGCCUCUGUACCUCUGGAGUCUGCAGUGCGGCCCCCAGCACGGCAGGACGAGGCCCACUUACCUUUUACAUCCUCAUUCCCCUGGUGCUGUGGAGGGGAUCUUAAGAGCAUGACCUGAACACACAUCCCCCUCGUGGCCUGUGAGCUGCAUCAGUGCGAUGUGUCAGAUGUGUCUCCUCUAGGUACAGGACUAUGACAUGUUGUCUAGGAUGGGUUGGGGACUUGUUUCUCCUUGAACUAGCUACAGGAUUCUGUAUUUUGGCUAAAAAGGGUGGUUCCAAUCCAUAAAUGGUUUCAGACAUUAGGGAGGAAAGCCACAAAGGACAGAGUUAUUAUACCUUUUCCCACUUCUGACAUGUAUGUUUUCCAUGGAUACAUUAAUGGAGGCUCUAUCCUUUUUAAUGACCUCUUAGAUGAUAGGCAAAAUUUUUUCCCUCCAGUCUAUUCUUUGCCUUUUUAACCACUGACAUAUAAGUAGGACUACUGCCCAGUACCAGCUUAUGGGAUGAGUCCAGCUGGGGGCAGAGGCUCUGAGGAAUGUGGCUCACGGCAAGGUGAGGAACGGUGUAGCGUUGGCUUGACUCAUACAGACAUGGAGCUAGCAUUUUGAGGAACAGUUCAAUAAGUGAAGAAUCUGUAAAAUUAGGCAUAUAAUCUCUUAGCCCUUCCCUGACUACUCAUGCAUUGUUUUCUAGUGCUCCUCUACAAUUGGCAGCUCUAUCCCAGUUUUUAUACUGGAAGGGAAUGGAGUCUGCACGGAGAGAAUCUGGACCACCUGUAGUACUUCUUUCCUCUCCUCUCCAUAGUCCUCACAGCCAUGUCUGAAGAGCUUCAGAACAGAAAGGAUGCACUCAACUCAGCGUAAGCGUGUAUAUAGGUUUUGCACCUGGGAAGCCAGCCUCUCGUAAGUGCUCUUCUGUCUGUUCUGAACCAAAUGAAUCAAGGCAAGCACAAUAAGCAAGUUUGUGGGAUGGCGUCUUCUAGUGCUUCAGCCCCAAAACAAUCAAGUCAACCUGCGUUUCAAGGGGAGGAGUAACCAAACUGCCCAUUCCCUCUUUUUCUGAACUGACUUCACUGCCUCACAACCAGAGUAUUCCCAGGAUUUCAAAUACAGUUGAAUUUCACUAUAUAGCAGGGUGUCUUAGCUGGAAGUCACCUGUAACCCCCGAUACUAUAGAGAUGUACAGGCUUGCCAACAGGUGGGCUGGGAUGCGCUGUGCCCUGGCUGCAGAGGACGGGCGUGUGCAGCCAAUGGCAGGGAGGCGCUGCCAAUGAACCUGCUGUCUGCUGGUGCCGUGUUUCACUUUGGGGCUUAUCAGCCCUAGAAUGGGGCUUAUUCUAAUUUGCACAAAGGUUCUGAGUUGGCCUGUGGCAGCUCUGAUGCACUGCAUGCAACUGGAAUAGGUACGAAUAAAUUGCAAGUAUUCAUUGUAUAAAGGGAUGUCAUGGCAAAAGUGCUGGUAAGGGAAUAGCCUUACACACCGACUUCCCACAUUCAGGUGAGUACUGUACUGAAAGUUAAUACUCUUAAAAGUGGCGACCAGGGCUGCUCAGCAGGGCUCUUCUGGGAAGUCAGGAAGGUUCUGUUGCUCAAAUAGUGUAAACACAUCAGUGAGCCUGGGCCUCUGUGAGGUGGACCUGUUUAUGCUCUUGCAAUAUUCAAGUUAUUUUUUUCUCCAGCAACAGAAAUCUCAAUUGGGAACCAUUUAUGUAUUUUUCUUUAUUGCCAAUUAAACAUUACUAAGGUAAGAAUAUUUUGUAAGUUUUUAGUUUUGAUAUUCAGAUCACAGUGUAUAACUGACAAUAAAAAUCACUUGCAGUUAUUUUUUUAAAAUGCUUUCCAAUUAUUAAGCCAUUUCUUUAUAGGUAUCACUUUGUUUUUGACAGGACAGUUAUCUUUUCUAACACUGACCUUCUCUAUUGGUCAAGGACUUAAAAGUUUCUACUGAGGUGGCCUCACUGACUCUAGUGAAAAUCAUACUGGAGGUUUUUUGUUUUAGUUAUUAAGAAAUUUUUCUAACAGAGAAGAUCAUUAACCAUUAUACAGAUUAUGUAUAUAAUAGGUCAGUGUACAGAAAUAUGCUUUGAGAAGGUACAUGCAGAAAACUAGGGGUUAUUCUGUAUACUGAGUAUUUAUAGAUCUGUAAUAUUUGUUUCAAAAUUUUAUUUCAUUUUUACAAAGUACCAGUGUUUCUACUGUUUAGCUUUUCAUAUAUUAAAAUAGCAAUUUGGAAAACA
Molecule: messenger RNA, 6256 nt
Organism: Manis javanica (Malayan pangolin)
Lineage: Eukaryota; Metazoa; Chordata; Mammalia; Pholidota; Manidae
Gene: ADCY7
Product: adenylate cyclase 7
Biological process (GO): intracellular signal transduction; adenylate cyclase-inhibiting G protein-coupled receptor signaling pathway; adenylate cyclase-activating G protein-coupled receptor signaling pathway
Cellular component (GO): plasma membrane
Molecular function (GO): adenylate cyclase activity
Source: RefSeq, a predicted model, not a curated record